Elgaria multicarinata webbii is the source of this 3420-nucleotide messenger RNA. RefSeq names its product phosphodiesterase 7A (gene PDE7A). The transcript has 13 exons. The coding region runs from base 415 to 1869 and encodes 484 amino acids. The record is from RefSeq and is a predicted model, not a curated record. Gene Ontology annotation, molecular function: 3',5'-cyclic-AMP phosphodiesterase activity. Lineage: Eukaryota; Metazoa; Chordata; Lepidosauria; Squamata; Anguidae.
GCCGAGUUGUGUCUCACCCAAACCAGCCCGACGCCGCCGCAGUUGUAGCCGCCACCUGGGCCCGCUCAGCGACGCCAAUGAACGGCGGCACGCGGCCGUCCCGGCUGCGGAGCUGACCGGGGGACUCGGCACUCGAGCCGGGACCUGCUGCCUUCGCUUCCUCCUCUCCCUCGAUACUUGUCCCCCCCUCUCAGCCCUCCCCUGGGCUGCGUCGGCAGAGCAGGGACCGAACCGAAGCGGGUCGAGGAGGGCCCCCGCUCUUCAGUGGCCCGUUGCCGGUGCUGAACCGUUCCCAGCGCGUGGUGCAGGUGAGAGCGGCGAGCCGGGCCUCGCCUCGCUCCUGGAGCUCGGCCUGGCUUUUGUGGGCGCCACAGGAGAAGACGACGAGGUGGCGGCGGCGCUGCCUCCGUUUCAAUGGAAGUAUGUUAUCAGCUACCGGUGCUGCCCCUGGACAGGCCGGUCCCGCAGCACGUCCUCAGCCGCAGAGGGGCCAUCAGCUUCAGCUCCAGUUCUGCGCUCUUUGGCUGCCCCAACCCCAGGCAGCUCUCCCAGAGACGUGGGGCAAUUUCCUAUGACAGUUCUGAUCAAACUGCAUUGUACAUUCGAAUGCUAGGAGAUGUACGAGUAAGAAGUCGGGCAGGAUUUGAAACAGAGAGAAGAGGUUCUCAUCCAUACAUUGAUUUCCGUAUUUUUCACUCAAAUCCUGAAAUUGAAGUUUCUGUGUCUGCAAGAAAUAUCCGAAGGUUACUGAGUUUCCAGAGGUACUUGAGAUCGUCCCGUUUCUUCCGUGGUAUUACUCUUCCAAAUUCUUCAAACAUUUUAGAUGAUGAUUACAAUGGACAAGCUAAGUGUAUGCUAGAGAAAGUUGGGAACUGGAAUUUUGAUAUCUUCCUUUUUGACAGGCUAACAAAUGGGAACAGUUUAGUCACCUUAACCUUCCACCUGUUUAAUCUUCAUGGACUUACAGAGCACUUCCAACUAGAUACAAUGAAGCUCCGAAGAUUUUUAGUAAUGGUUCAAGAAGAUUACCACAGUCAAAACCCAUAUCACAAUGCAGUUCAUGCUGCUGACGUGACUCAGGCCAUGCACUGUUAUUUAAAAGAACCUAAGCUUUCCCAAUCUCUGACUCAAUGGGAUAUUCUGCUCAGUUUAAUUGCCGCUGCCACUCAUGAUUUGGAUCACCCUGGUGUUAAUCAGCCUUUCCUUAUUAAAACAAACCAUUAUUUAGCAACUUUAUACAAGAAUACCUCAGUAUUAGAAAAUCACCACUGGAGAUCAGCAGUGGGGUUAUUGAGAGAAUCAGGAUUAUUUGCACAUAUGUCGCUAGAAAACAGGCAGCUGAUGGAAAGCCAGAUUGGGGCACUGAUUCUUGCCACCGAUAUCAGUCGGCAAAAUGAGUAUCUUUCCUUGUUUCGCACUCAUUUGGACAAGGAAGACUUAUGCUUAACAGAGGAGAAUCAUCGUCAUCUUAUUCUUCAGAUGGCUUUGAAAUGUGCUGACAUUUGCAAUCCCUGCCGGACUUGGGAACUAAGCAAGCAGUGGAGUGAAAAAGUAACAGAAGAAUUCUUUCAUCAAGGAGAUGUUGAGAAAAAAUACUGCUUGGGUGUGAGUCCGCUGUGUGAUCGACAGACAGAAACCAUUGCCAACAUCCAGAUUGGUUUUAUGACCUAUUUGGUGGAACCACUGUUUGCAGAGUGGGCCCGUUUUUCAAACACCAAGUUGUCUCAAACAAUGCUUGGUCAUUUGGGACUGAAUAAAGCUAGCUGGAAGGGUAUACACAGAGAACAGUCCAGCAGCGGUGAUGAUACCGAUCCUGCAUUUGAGGAAAUGGACUCUGAUGUAGUACCUCAGGAACACCGACUAUCCUGACCCCAGAAUCUGCUUAACAAACUGCCUCUUACCUGACAUCUGUGGAACAGGGUUUGAGGAUAAAUUUUGUCUGACUGCCAAGGUUUCAGUGUAAACAAUGCCAGCAUUAUUUAUUUCCAAGCUUUUCCUUUGAUAACUCAUUUGACCUGUUUUCAGUUACAAGGCCUGAACAGAGCAAUAUGCAUAUGCCUCGGUUGGCUUCUGCAUGGAACCUUGAAUAUGCAAACCAGAAGAGUGAAUGGACCUUGACCUGGAAAAGUACAAGAUAUAUUGUUACAUGCCACAUUAUUUUGUUUUUAUUUGAUUUUAGAAGAAAUUUGAAUUAAGGCCUUCAAAGUUGCCACAUGACAUGGAUAAUUCUGUUCUUUUGGAAUUUAGCAAGACUCCAUUCAGUCCUUGUCCAAAAUGUGGAAAUGUGAAGUUCCCAUACUUGGCUGCCUAGGGCAAGAACUGAUGUUUACAAAUGUACUUGGAAACUAUAGGUUCUAAACUAACCUUUCUGCAUGGCUGUGAAGGAACCACUAACUUUAAAAAAGAUGAUCAAAUCUGAAACUGCAGCUCAUUUUCUUCUUAUUAAGAAAAGUCUCCCGUAUCACCGUUUUGGCCAUGCGUUGGGAACUGAACAUUUCACAUGAAGCACAGCCAAGCUUUUACUCCAGUGCAGAAUGGGAAUGCAAUUUUAGCAGGCAGAAAUACUUCUGAAUUUGGGGAGGGGAGGUGGGAUCAGUUGGAGGAUAGGAAGAGUCCUAAUUGUGUUAAGAUUCUGCAGUGAAAACAUUUGCAUGUUGUUUUCACUAUUGUACACUUGAACUGCACAUGCAAGAAAAAAAGGUGGAAUGACUGAACACCAGAAACAGCUCAGGGUAUUUGCCAAUCUGAAAUAAAGUGGGAUGGGAAGUGUGUCCUUCAGAACAAGGGUACAAAUGCCCCUUUCGCUGCAGUGUGUGUGUGUGUGUGUGUGUGUGCGUGAGUGAGUGUGGAUACUUGGGGGGAGGAAGGGGCAGAUGGGAAGGAUUUGAAAGGCAAUGUUUUUUAUUUAUUCUUUUUAAAAUGUGACAUUUUCAUGAGCAGCCAAAAGGGGGGAAACUAGCAGGUUGCUACAGCUGCCUUAAACUAUGCACAAAGCUAAGUGACCAAAUUUUGUUGUUGAUUGAAAAAGUGCAUUGUUUACUUAUUCCUCCCUCUACUGAAAUGUUACCCAAUAUGGGUUUUUUUUGAUGUGAAAAGGAAAAACGUUUUUAAGGACAAAUUUUAAGGACUAAUUUUUAAUCUUCAAGCAUUCCUUUUUUUGUAAUUUGUUUUUUAACAUUGUUUUAAGUACUGUAAGCACAACUGUAAUCUAUUUUGAGAAACUGGUGCUUUCUUUUUGUUCAUUUGUAUUUCCCUUGUUCUUACUGUAAAGACUGUUUAUUCCAUUCUGUUUACAGUUCGCAACAGCCAUUUUUGGGAGAGAGCUUCAGCGUAAAGCCAUUUGUUAAAGGCUUUGCCAUACUCAUUUUAAUGUGCCUGUUGCUGUUAACUUUUGAUUAAUAAUAAAAACUUUUCACAUUA